Cyprinus carpio (common carp) is the source of this 1394-nucleotide messenger RNA. Its product is annotated as perforin-1-like. Gene Ontology annotation, biological process: immune response. NCBI's taxonomy places the organism in Eukaryota, Metazoa, Chordata, Actinopteri, Cypriniformes, Cyprinidae. The transcript is spliced from 2 exons. The record is from RefSeq and is a predicted model, not a curated record. The annotation marks the transcript as partial. Gene Ontology annotation, cellular component: membrane attack complex.
UUACAGUAUCGUGUAAUUGAAAAGCCUCCUCUUCAUGAAGAGUUUCUUGAAGCAAUCAAAUCACUCCCUGCAUCCUACGACCCAGACGCCUACCACAACCUGAUCUCCACAUAUGGCACUCACUAUACCACAAGUGUUAAGUUAGGGGGUCAAAUGAAAGCCAUAACCGCCAUCAAAUCCUGUCAGGCUGCAGUGAGUGGACUUACAGACACUGCGGUAAAGGACUGUUUGGAUGUGGAAGCUUCUGGUUCCUACAGUGUAGCAACUGUGAAGGUAGAAGCACAUUUUUGUAAAGAAAAGAAGAAGAAGAUGGGCACAAAUGAAAAUUUCAGCUCCAUGUUCAAUGAGCGUCAGACAGAGAUUAUUGGAGGAAACAUAAAUGGAGAAGAUCUGCUUUUUUCUGGUUCAUCACACCCAGGUUCCCUUAAAAAAUGGCUUGAGUCUUUGAAGAGUCUUCCUGACAUUGUGCAUUACUCUCUGAAACCCCUCCAUUUCUUACUGAGUAAAAAACACCCUGCAAGAAAAGGACUGAAGAAAGCUGUUGAAGAAUACAUCAUUCAAAAUGCGCUCAUGAAGGUUUGCUCUGAGCCUUGCAAGAUUGGCAGGAAGUGCAGUGCAAGAGACCGAUGUGCUUGUGUUUGUGAAAGUAGUCAAAUUAUAAAGUCUAACUGCUGUCCAGCUGAAAAAGGACUUGCCACCCUCAAAGUCUACAAUCUCAGAGCCAAAGGUCUGUAUGGAGAUCAAUAUACACAAACAGAUGGAACUGUAACUGUUACAUACGGCACGCAAAUCAAGCGCACUGAGACCAUUGAUGAUGACGACAAUCCACGUUGGCCAGAAAUAUUUGAGUUUGGACCUAUUAAGAUCAAAAUGGCCAAUAAACUGACUUUUGAAGUAUACGAUGCAGACAGCUACUGGAACAGCGAUCCCCUUGGUACAUGCUCUUUUGAUCUUAGAAGUGGAGUUGUGAGUGAUGCUUGUGUUUUUACAUAUGGCACCUUCUAUUUUACCUAUGAAGUGAAAUGUGCACCCAGUCUGCAGGGCCCACAGUGUAAUGAACACAAACCUUCUCCAAUGGCUGCCCAUCUGGCUGAUAUUUUCAGCUCCAGAAAUGGUGUUCUGGUUAAAGACCUGCCGAGGCUUGAAUUAGCUCUCAAUAACUCAGAUAAAUUCAAUUUCAAGAGCACUUAUGGAAAGCUGAUGAUGCUGGGACCUGCAUCUUGAAUCCAUCCUUUAUGCCUGAAAAAUUGCCCUAAACACCACUUUCAUCUGCUAGAAUGCUAGAAAAAAAUGCAUCUGUAACCUUUGCUUACUUAUUUUCCCAUUACUGAUAUUUUACAAAUGUUUUAUAUUAUUCUCUGUGUUUUUGCAUCAAUAAAGCAUUUUAAAAGACA